UCUGGCCUGAGCUGUCAACGGUGGAUCCCGUACGUCAUUUCAAAGUGUGCGUUCGCAGACACAUCGUAGAUUAGUUUUGUUAGCGCCUCGCGCAAUACAAUCGUCCGUUUUCAUUUCUUCAUUUCUUCAUUUAUUGUUGUUGGUGUGAGAAGCAGUUUCGCGAGGAUUAUUCGGCGACAACAAGGCGCGAGAUGAAGCUGGACAGGCGCUGGAUGCGGCGGAUGCCGUUCCUCUUUUUCCUGACCGUGGCACUGGUAAUGGCCCAAAAGCAGUCCGAAGUUGAGCGAUCGGAUGUUGAUGAAGAGAUUGGUUUGGACGAAGAGGAAAUGGAGCCUUUAGUCACUGAAGAGGAGGAGGAGGAAGAGGAGGAGGACAUUGAGGAAAAUAAGGCAAAAGAAACAGACCAUAAAACCACAGCCAGUGACAAGGUGUCCUUUCAAGUGACAUAUGAGACUCCCGUGCCCACUGGAGAUGUGCACUUUGUUGAGACAUUUGAUGAUGGCUCUCUUGACAGAUGGCAGUUGUCCAAAACAGUGAAGGAAGAUGCAGAUGAUGACAUCGCCAAAUAUGAUGGAAAGUGGGCUGUGGAACAGCUGAAGGAAAACAAGAUUCCAGGAGACCAAGGCUUGGUGCUCAAAUCCCGCGCCAAGCAUCAUGCCAUCGCCGCCAUGCUGGACAAACCUUUCGUCUUCCAGGAUGAACCCCUUGUCGUACAGUAUGAAGUUAAUUUCCAGGAUGGCAUUGACUGUGGUGGGGCUUACAUUAAACUGCUUUCAGACACUGGUGAUGUCAAUCUGGAACAAUUCCAUGACCGCACGCCCUACUCCAUCAUGUUUGGACCCGACAAGUGCGGCGAGGACUACAAGCUGCACUUCAUCUUCCGUCACCAGAAUCCCUUGAACAAAGAUUUAGAGGAAAAGCACGCCAAGCGGGCUGAUGUGGACCUCAAGAAGUACUACACUGACAAGAAGACUCACCUCUACACUUUGGUCCUGAACCCAGACAACAGCUAUGAGAUGUUCAUUGACCAGUUCAGCGUGAGCCGCGGCAACCUGCUGAAUGACGUGGUGCCUCCAGUCAACCCGCCCAAAGAGAUCGACGAUCCAAACGACUCCAAGCCAGAGGACUGGGAUGAGAGGGCCAAGAUUCCUGACCCCGACGCUGUCAAGCCUGACGACUGGGAUGAGGAUGCACCUGCAAAGAUUGAAGACCCAGAUGCAGUGCAGCCGGAGGGCUGGCUGGACGAGGAACCUGAAUUCAUCUCCGAUCCGAAUUCUGAGAAACCAGAAGACUGGGAUAAGGAUAUGGAUGGAGAAUGGGAGGCCCUGCAGAUCCCCAACCCAGCAUGUGAAAAUGCUCCAGGGUGUGGGCCAUGGAAGCGCCCCAUGAUAAACAAUCCUCAGUACAAGGGCAAGUGGAAAGCCCCACUGGUAGACAACCCCAACUAUCAGGGUUCCUGGAAGCCACGUAAAGUUAUGAACCCUGAAUAUUUUGAAGACCUGCAGCCAUUUAAAAUGACGCCUUUCAAAGCAGUGGGCUUAGAACUGUGGUCCAUGACUUCCGACAUCUACUUCGACAACUUCAUUGUCACGUCCCGCAAGGAAGUUGCUGAUCGCUGGGCCUCAGACAGCUGGGGUUUGAAGAAGCUCGUGGCCAGUGCUAAUGAGCCUGGGAUUUUUGCUCAGUUGAUGAUUGCAGCAGAGGAGCGCCCAUGGCUCUGGGUGGUCUACGUCCUGACGGUCGGUCUGCCAGUGGGUCUUGUUGUGCUCUUCUGCUGGCCUAAGAAACCCGAUGACUAUGUGUACAAGAAAGUGGAUGUGCCACAGGCUGACAUAGAAGAAGAGGAUGAAGAAGACGAGGAGGAAGAGGCAGCAGCUGGUGCAGACAAGGAUGAUGAAGAUGUUGAGGCCGCGGACGCUGAAGCACCUGCAGCAGAGGCUGAGAAUGCUACAAAUCUAAGAAGUGACCAACCAGAGGGGGAUUGUGACAUUGAGCGGGGUGGAGAAGAGGAAGAAGUGGAGGAAGAGGAGGAGGAGGAGGAGGAAGAAGAAGAGGAGGAGGAAGAACAAAGCAAAGCUCCUGAGAGACGAUUAGAAGAGGAGGAGCCCGACGGAGACAGUGACGCUGUGGAGAGCAACAAACAAUCCGUGAGAAAGAGGAGGGUACGAAAAGACUGAGGUGACAGCGACACCUACUGUCUCCAACUCCCCUGCAGGGACAACGUGGAAGCGCCAUCGUUCCUCCAUGAGCUGGACUGAACGUGCAUUUUCCUCCACAAUCUCCCGGUAGCCUCCAGUAUCCCGGGCUAUCCCAUUUUCGUUCAUCCUUCUGCGACCAACAAACUACAGCCGGAGCUCCUCCUCAUCUCGCCUUUCAUAUGCAUUUCGAGUACUUUGUGCAUUACUACUUUUUUCCCCUCCUGCAGUUGAUCGUCUGCUUCGAAAUAUUCAUCAUUCUUUCUUUGCCUUGUUUAACUAUUGCCUGGCAGCCUACCAUGUGGUUGUCUCUAUGUGGUUCUUUCUCUCUCUCUAGUCAUCAAUCUGUCUAUUCAGAGUAAAGGCAGUGUACAGCAUCUGGACUGUCAGCUUUCAUGUUCAUUGCUUCCAAGAACAUGUAUAAGGACACAAAGUUCCUAACCUUGUUGAGUUUUUCCACUUUGUAAGAGUUUCAGUCGGAGACAAUGAGGUUACCGCAGAGUGAAGAAAGGGGACCUCAUAGGUUUCUGUAAAUUGUUUCAUCCGAGCAUUUACUUCGGUGUCUUUAUAUUGACAAUUUAGAGAUCAAUAUCUCUAGUUUCAAAUGUUCUGCUCAUAUAGAAUGAUGAUUAACUUGAAGGGUACGCGGUCGUGCAGAGACCUCCGCUUAAGGCCAAUACACCAAAACAUUUUUUCCCGCUGUUUAUCGGAUCGAGCACAGAAUCUUUUAUCGAUGUACACGGUGCAUUCCUUUAACAGGUAACAAAAUAUUCUUGUCCAAUGGCUGGAGGGUCAUCGUAAUUAUGUAAUGUAUGAAUCAUGGGUGUGUGUCUGUUUGAUUUGAGCACCAACUGUGAAUGCCUUGCCAGUUCUGUGAGCAUAUUUUUGCAAAAGCAAUGCUUUUUGCGACAUUUACGACAUGCCCUUGGAAGACAAAGCCCCCUCCCCCCAAAUCUCAAAAGCUUUUGUAAAGUUCCCGCCAGACAUUGGCAUAUACCAUAUCCCCGUUGACAUCUGUUUGCAAACUGCACAUUGCUCUUGAAAAUAAAAUAAAAUAUUUAAUAUUA
Molecule: messenger RNA, 3262 nt
Organism: Hippocampus comes (tiger tail seahorse)
Lineage: Eukaryota; Metazoa; Chordata; Actinopteri; Syngnathiformes; Syngnathidae
Gene: clgn
Product: calmegin
Exons: 15
Coding region: 192-2177 (661 amino acids)
Biological process (GO): ERAD pathway; protein folding
Cellular component (GO): endoplasmic reticulum; endoplasmic reticulum membrane
Molecular function (GO): calcium ion binding
Source: RefSeq, a predicted model, not a curated record